This is a messenger RNA of Plasmodium adleri (nom. inval.), 1578 nucleotides long. Its product is annotated as alternative splicing regulator, putative. The record is from RefSeq and is a predicted model, not a curated record. The transcript has a single exon. Gene Ontology annotation, biological process: mRNA splicing, via spliceosome. The coding region runs from base 1 to 1578 and encodes 525 amino acids. Gene Ontology annotation, molecular function: protein binding. Lineage: Eukaryota; Apicomplexa; Aconoidasida; Haemosporida; Plasmodiidae. Gene Ontology annotation, cellular component: precatalytic spliceosome.
AUGGGUGAUACUGAUGCAUUGAAUAUAUCAGCUCCUGAUGUGAUAAGAUUAAUACUACAAUAUUUGAAAGAAAAUAAUCUUAUAAGAAGUUUUUAUGUGUUACAAGAAGAAAGUAACAUAAAAUUGAAUGCGAUAAGUAAUGUAGAUAUAUUAAUUAGAGAUAUAAAUAAAGGUGAUUGGAAGAAUGUUCUUUUUAAUAUAACAACAGUUGAUUUAUCGGAUGAAACUUUAAUGUGUUUUUAUGAGCAGUUAAUUUGUGAAUUAGUAGAAUAUAAUGAGAAGGAAUUAGCUGAGAAGAUAAUAAAUGAAUGUAUAAUAUUUAAAAGAAUGGAGAAGAAAUAUAAUGAUAAAUAUAAUAAAUUAAUUGAUAUAUUGGAUAGUAAAUAUAUAGAUAAGAAUAUAUUAUAUGAUGGAUUAACAAAAGAAGAAAAAAGAAAUAAUUUAUGUAAUAUGAUAAGUAAUGAAGUGACUACAUGUGCUCCAUCAAGAUUAUUAGCAUUAAUUGGUAUGGCAUUGAAAUGGCAGAAUCAUCAUAAUAUAAUAAAAAAUAAAAAAGAUGGAUAUUUUGAUAUAUUUAGAAAUAUAGAAAAAGAUAUAAUAAAUAGUAUAGAUGUAUAUCCAGAAAAAAUAUUAAAAAGUAUAAAAUUUGGUACAGAAUCUAAUGUUGAAUGUUGUAUAUCAUCAUAUAAUAAUGAUUAUUUAAUUACAGGUUCUUCUGAUGGAUUUAUAGAAAUAUGGAAUUGGAUAACUGGAGAAUUAAAUAUAGAUUUAGAAUAUCAAAAAAAUAAUAAUUUAAUGAUGCAUGAUAAUCCUAUUGUAACUUUAUGUCUAAGUAAAGAUGAUGAAAUUUUAUUAAGUGGUGAUUCAAAAGGAUUAAUUAAAAUAUGGAGAAUUAAAACAGGAAUAUGUUUAAAAAUAAUAAAUGCUCAUAAUGAUACAUUAACAUCUAUUCAAUUUAAUAAUGAUCAAACACAAAUACUAACAUCAUCAUAUGAUAAAUCUGUAAAAGUAUUCGGAUUAAAAUCAUUGAAAUGUUUAAAAGAACUUAGAAUACAUGAAAAUGUCAUUGUACACUCAGCUAUCUAUACAUUAGAUAAUUCAAAAAUUAUAUGUGGAACAGAUGAAGGAAAAAUUUAUAUAUAUAAUCAAAAAACAUUAGAAUGUUUAUCUUCAUUUUAUGUUUAUUUUAAUAAAAACGAAAAUCUAUUAUUCCCACCUGUUAAUAAUAUUAUACUAAUCAAUAAAAAUCUAGAAGAUCAUAUAUUAGUAUGUUCUAAAUCACCUUAUUGUUAUAUAAUGAAUAUGAAAGGAAAAAUUAUUAAGACAUAUACAAAUGUUAUUGAUAAAGACAAGGAUCAUGAUUCACCAUAUUUUUUAUAUGCAUCUAUAUCUCCAAAUUUUAAAUAUGUAUAUUGUAUAGCACAAGAUUAUAAUUUAUAUUGUUUUGAUUAUAAUACAUCCAAAUUAUUGAAUCAAAUCAAAAUACAUGAUAAGGAUAUACUUGGAAUUAUACAUCACAAUAAUCAAAAUAUUAUGGCUUCUUGGUCUUUGGACGGAAAUCUAAACAUUAUACAAUGA